GCCACAAACCAGUAGGUGGUGGCUGUAUUGUAUCUAUUGUAUCCCUUGGCUGGUGCAUUUUUACAAUUCUCUAGACGUGAAAUUGAGAGUGAAAAGCAUGGCAGAUGAACAAGAAAUCAUGUGCAAAUUGGAAAGCAUUAAAGAGAUCAGGAACAAGACUCUGCAGAUGGAAAAGAUCAAGGCUCGUUUGAAGGCUGAGUUUGAAGCUCUUGAGUCAGAAGAGAGGCACCUGAAAGAAUACAAACAGGAGAUGGAUCUCCUGCUACAGGAGAAGAUGGCCCAUGUGGAGGAACUCAGACUGAUCCAUGCUGAUAUCAAUGUGAUGGAAAACACCAUUAAACAGUCUGAAAAUGACUUAAACAAGCUACUAGAGUCAACCCGGAGGCUUCAUGAUGAGUAUAAGCCGCUGAAAGAACACGUGGAUGCCCUGCGCAUGACAUUGGGCCUGCAAAGGCUUCCUGACUUGUGUGAAGAGGAAGAGAAACUCUCCUUGGAUUACUUUGAGAAGCAGAAAGCAGAAUGGCAGACAGAACCUCAAGAACCCCCCAUACCUGAAUCCCUUGCUGCUGCAGCUGCCGCCGCCCAACAACUCCAAGUGGCCAGGAAGCAGGACACACGGCAGGCAGCCACCUUCAGACAGCAACCUCCACCUAUGAAGGCCUGUUUGUCAUGUCAUCAACAGAUUCAUCGAAAUGCACCUAUAUGUCCUCUUUGCAAAGCCAAGAGUCGGUCACGGAACCCCAAAAAGCCAAAACGGAAGCAAGAUGAAUGAAGAGAGGGUGAAGGGACCUUGAUCGUAAACCCUCCCCUUGGCCACAGUGAUAGAUGUCCUGAUUCUUUUUAAUAUCCCUUCCUUACCCUACUGAGUCUUUUAUUUAAUUUGUUGGAAGAAUAACCAUUCUCUCUAUGCCCUUAUUUCUUUCUGCUCUUGGAAUUUCUGGUUUAAGAACAGCUGUGGUUUGGGUGCUAAUGACUGGGUCUCAUGAACCCUCCCUCUUCUCCCACUCACAUUUCAACUACUGCCCUAGUUUGCAACUGAGCAACAGGUAAAAGGCCCUAGUUGUUUUGUUCCUGAGGACUGGUGCCUAAUGAGCUCUAGGGUGUAAGGUCUGGAGAAGAUCUGUAUCUUGCUUUAGGAAAAGGCCUCAAAGAUUUCCUUCCUUCCUUUUUUGCCUCAGGUUCUGAAGGACAACCACUUUAUUUUUGCUGAAAUUCCCAACGAGCUGAGUGCAUAUAUCUCUACAAUAUUCAGGUCCUCAUUAAAGCCUAGGGGUAACUUAGACAAAUGUUCCUUCUUAUAUUAACUUGUGAGGUCCUGGUGUUAUUUUAUAGUUCCAUCCAAGUCUUCCAGUUAUACUCAAGUUCUAACAUACCAGGUUGGGCAUCUUGAGAUUCCCAAGGUCUUUCCCCAUACUUCUAAUCUUUGAAAACCAUAGAUAUUCCCCACAGUGAAAUUAGAGAGCCAGCCCCUGUUACAAGUCUCACCUACUUCACAGCUUCAAAUACUAGUUUUAUUGCUAUGGUAUAGGUAUUGCAUUGUGCUGAGGAGCCCUAAGCUGACUUUACGUUUGGAUAUUGUUCAAAAACAAUUAUGUUACUCUAAUACAUGCUCAAUGGUCUAUCAUUGUGAGGAUAGAAGUUGAUGUAGUGUUAUAUGAAUGCCAAUCAUUUUAUACAUGUGAAUAGGACUUUACUUUUUUUUUUAUUCUCUCCUUCUUUUGAGUCUGUCUUCUGUAAGAUAGCCUCAGUUAAGGACACUUAUUGGUCACUCUUUUUAUGUGGGUUCUCCCAAAGAAAAGUCACUAAGCCCUUCAAGCCACACAACUCACUUCUUUAUCAAAGCUAAGACUCCUGGUCAUGUUAUUCUCAGACCUAUGGAAAGAAACCAGGGCUGACUUAUCAAAAAGACUUAAUUCUAGGUCUCUAUACCUGGCUGGGGAGAAAAGGGAGAUAUUUACCCUAUUUUUCUUUAACUUUUUGUUUUGUGUUACCAUGAUAUGUGUUCAAAAUAUUAAAGAUUCCUCUCCUUUUUGAAAGUAAAGGUAUUAUGAUAUGAUUUCAUAAAUUCUUUUAAAUAAAUGUUCAUUUGUUGGAAUAAAUGUU
Molecule: messenger RNA, 2103 nt
Organism: Psammomys obesus (fat sand rat)
Lineage: Eukaryota; Metazoa; Chordata; Mammalia; Rodentia; Muridae
Gene: Zc4h2
Product: zinc finger C4H2-type containing
Exons: 5
Coding region: 98-772 (224 amino acids)
Biological process (GO): positive regulation of neuron differentiation
Cellular component (GO): nucleus
Source: RefSeq, a predicted model, not a curated record